This is a messenger RNA of Neogale vison (American mink), 2421 nucleotides long. RefSeq names its product zinc finger protein 77-like. NCBI's taxonomy places the organism in Eukaryota, Metazoa, Chordata, Mammalia, Carnivora, Mustelidae. The record is from RefSeq and is a predicted model, not a curated record. The coding region runs from base 72 to 1661 and encodes 529 amino acids. The transcript is spliced from 4 exons. Gene Ontology annotation, biological process: regulation of DNA-templated transcription. Gene Ontology annotation, molecular function: RNA polymerase II cis-regulatory region sequence-specific DNA binding; DNA-binding transcription factor activity, RNA polymerase II-specific.
GCGUGGAGCGGCGCACGUGUGGGUCUGCGGGGCAGAACGGACGCCGGGGGCUUCCGCAGCGGGACGCCGAGAUGGACGCGGUGGUCUUUGAGGAUGUGGCUGUGAACUUCACCCGGGAAGAGUGGGCUUUGCUGGAUCGUGGUCAGAGGCAGCUCUACAGAGACGUGAUGCUGGAGACCUGCAGGAACCUGGCCUCCCUUGUUGGUACAAGUCAGGAUGAAAGGAGUGCAUCAAGGACUCAGCGGAAUGUUCUGCAGAAUGAGCUCCCCAGUGAAGGCGAGACCGUCUUAUGUGCAAGAAAUGAUUCGUGCUCUGUCUUUGGAGCAGACUGGAAAUUUCCUAAUGGUGGAGAUCAGACCCAAACCAAGGAAAGGCGUUUGAGAAGUCAUCUGCCGGAGCGGGUCUGUGAAAGCAGUGAAGAUGAUCGACGUGGAGAAACCAGAAGGCAGAUGACAAGUCUUCCCGUGCGUGAGGAUCGUCCUACUGGAGACAGGUCCUGUCGCUGCGCCAAGUGUAGAGACGCCUUCACCGAUGGUUCUUUCCCUGAGAAUCCACUAAGAUCCCACCCUGGACACAAACCUAGUCCCCGUGAGGAAUGUGGGCCGGCCUGCAGCUGUGUCUCUUGCCCCAGCCCUCACGUGGACACAGGCCUUGGAGAGAAACCUUAUGAACCUCCGGACACUGGGGGAGCAUCGAAGAGAGACUUGAAAAGUCGCGGUUGUAAACAAUCUUUAAAGUGCAAGAAAUGUGGAAAAACUUUCACUUGCAGGUCGUCCUUUCGGGGUCACGUGAAGGGUCACUGUGGACAGAGAGUUCAUGCGUGUGACGUGUGCGGGAAAGUCUUCAUGUAUCAGUCCUACCUUACAUGUCACAUGAUUACUCACACUGGGGAGAGACCCUAUGAAUGUGUAGAGUGUGGGAAAACUUUCCAGAAGAGUGGACAUUUUAAUCGUCACAUGGCCUCCCACAGUACCGUGAAACCCUGUGAAUGUAACCGGUGUGGCAGAUCCUUCCGGGAUAACACAGACCUGCGAAUCCAUAUGAGGACGCACACUGGGGAGAGACCCUAUGAAUGUCAGCAGUGUGGGAAGGCCUUCAGAUAUCUUGGAAAUCUGCGGGAACAUAUGCCAACACACACGGGGGAGAGACGGUAUGAAUGUCAGCAGUGUGGGAUGGCCUUCAAGUAUAACUCAGGCCUGCGAGAACACAUGCGGAAGCACACUGGAGAGAGACCCUAUAAGUGUCAGCACUGUGAAAGAACCUUCAUUCGUCACUACACACUUGUACUACAUACUGCGAGAAGGCACACCGAGGAUGGAAACUUGGAAUGUAAGGAGUGUGGUGAAACUUUCAGAAAGCAUCAACCUUUCAAAUGUCACAUGGCCACACACGGUAUCCUGAAUCCCUAUGAAUGUAAAGAGUGUGGCUCAGCCUUCAGGUGCCACAGAGACCUCCAGGUACAUACGAGGACACACACUGGGGAAAGACCCUUCAAAUGUGAGCUGUGUGGGAAAGCCUUUAAGUCUCCUGCAAACCUUCGAGCACAUAUGAGGACACACACUGGUGAAAACCCCUGCAAGUGUCAGCAGUGUGGGAAAACCUUCUCGACUCCUGGACACCUGCGAGCUCAUAUGAGGACGCACAGUAGAGAACGACCUUGAACAUGUCAGCAGUGUGGGAAAGUCUUCACCUCUCCUGGAAACCUACGAGUGUCACCACUGUAGCAAAGCCUUCAGGAGUCCAUUGCGCCUAGAAGCACACAACGUGGACACAGGGGAGAGACCUUUUAAGUGUAGAGAGUGGGAAAGCGUUCAGUCGGCCUCACUGAGAGAACUUCACUCACAGAGAGAACUUCACUGGUCACUACUCCUUUCAGGAACACGUGAGGAAUCACAGUGGACGGUGACCUUUUGUGAAUCUACGGUCUCUGGUAAGACCUUCCACUGUCACACAGAACUGCAAGUAUCUGUGAUGGCACUCACUAGACGGGAAUUGUGUGAAUGUCCACGCUGUGGGAAAGCCUUCAGGUGUCCCUCUAAUCUUCGGGGAUGCUUGUAAGAGCACAGUGAUGUGAAACCCUGUGAAGUUAAGAACCAUGGAAAGACCUUCCAGUAUUUCCUCAAUCUGGGAGCACAGACACUGUGGGAAAGCGUUUAAUCUCCCUAAAAUCAUUUUUUAAAUGAGAGCCAAUAUACUGGAGACAAACCCGAAUGGACACAGUUUGGGGAACACUUCCCGUAUAGAACGUCAUGUAUUUUGUUCAUGACAGUUGUGGCAGGACAGAAAUCAUUUCAUUGUUACAAACUUUUUUUUUUUUUUUGCAAGUGCCUCUUCCAUGAUAGAGAUGCGAAGUGUCUUAAUUUCUAGUUCCUGUUGCUGAUACAAACACUCGUGGUGAGUGACUUUUGUCCUCUACAUCGG